ACAGCCUUAGCGCUCAGGGUCCUCAGGGGGAUGAGCCAGGGGUGUGUGCAGGAGAGGAGAGGGGAGACCAGAGGACAGGUAGCGCAAGAUAAUUCCGUCCAGAAGGAUGCAGACUAGAACUAAGAGGAGAAGCGGGUAGAAUCUCUGGAUUGCGUGAAAACAAACAACAGCAGCAACAACAACAAAAAAGACUUUUGAAUUCGGAUGGGAGUUGGACAAAGAAGAUGCUGUAGGGCUCCGAACAGAGACGGACUUCGGGAAUGGAAGCAGAGGGGAUGGGGAUAGAGAGAAACUGAGGCUGGUUACCGAGAGGCUCCGUUGAGAUAGCAGGAAGCUGGGUUCCCGGCAACGGGCUCUAGGCUGCUUGCGUUCCCCGGGGAUCCUAGGGAAGCCGCUUAACCCCAUAUGUGGCCUCAUUCUUCUGGGGCCAGGCCUUGGGCUAACGCUUUGAAAGGAAUUGACUCAGAAAUCAUGGCUCGUUGGUACCUAGAUGGGCUUCCCAACAUCCCUACCAUUCCAUGGCGAGAACUGUGGAGACCGGGCUCCCUACGGGCCCUCUCACCUCCAGCCCUGAGCUGCAGGGACCGUAGACCCUUGAGGAAGGGGAACGUAGAUGCCUGGAGACACGAUCCAGAGGCUUCAGAUAAGACAGAGAUGUUGCCACCUUCAGGUUUUGCUGGGCUGGUUCCUCCCUCUCACUUCCAAGCUCGGCCCCUUCCAACUCUGCCAAGAAUGGCCCCGACCUGGGCUUCCGACAUUCCCCUGGUCCAAUCCAGGGUUGGCCAAGGUGUCGUCGAGAGGCGGUUAGACACUCAGAGGCCUACGGUGACCAUGUGGGAACAGGAUGUUUGUGGAGAUGGACAGGGGACAGGGCGGAGAGGCAGGUCUCUGGAACUGGGGGUCUCCAGCGCCCUGAGCCAGCAGGCCGAGCUGAUCUCCUGGCAGCUCCAGGACUUGCGGCGGCUGGAGGAGGAGGUCCGAUCGCUACGGGAGACCUCGCUGCAGCAGAAGAUGCGGUUGGAGGCGCAGGCUCUGGAGCUGGAUGCUCUCGCCGUGGCAGAGAAGGCUGGCCAAGCUGAGGCUGAGGGCCUGCGUGCUGCCUUGGCCGGAGCCGAGAUGGUCCGAAAGAACCUGGAGGAGGGGAGCCAGAGGGAGCUGCAGGAGAUGCAGAGUCUGCACCAAGAGCAGAUGUCCUCCCUGACCCAGGCUCACCAGAAGGCUCUUGCCAGUCUGACCAGCAAGGCUGAGGACUUGGAGAAGUCUCUGAGUAGCCUGGAAAUGAAACGGGCAGGGGAGACCAAGCAGCUGGCUGUGGCCCAGAAGGAGGUGGAGCUGCUUCGGAGUCAACUGAGUAAGACCCAAGAAGAGCUGGAAGCUCAGGUGACCUUGGUCGAAAGUCUGAGGAAGUAUGUUGGGGAACAGGUCCCUCCUGAGGUUCAGAGCCAGGCAUGGGAGCUGGAACGGAAGGAGCUUCUAGACACCGUGCAGCGCCUGAGGGAGGACCGCACUGACCUCCAGGCCACCGUGGAGUUGCUACAGGUUCGGGUCCAGAGCCUCAUGCACAUGCUCGCCCUACAGGAAGAGGAGCUGACCAGGAAGAUCCAGCCUUCGGAUGCCCUGGAGCCCGAGUUUCCUAAGAAGUACCGAUCGCUGCUGCGCUGCUGGCGGGAGAAGGUGUUUGUCCUCAUGGUACAGCUCAAGGCCCAGGACCUGGAACACAGGAACUCCAUGAAGGGGCUGAGAGACCAGGUAGCAGAGCUGCAGGAACAAGUGAAGUCCCAGAGCCAGGAGCAGGCCAUCUUGCGUCGCGCCCUACAAGACAAAGCCGCUGAGCUGGAGGUGGAGCGGAUGGGCACCAAGACCCUGCAGAUGGAGCUGAAUCAGGCUCAGGAGGCCAGACAGAGGCAGGAGCAGCUGACAGCCUCUGCUGAGGAGCAGCUGAAGUUCUUGGUCCGUGCCAUGAGCAGCACUCAGGCCAACCUCCAUAGCACCAUGACCAGGGUGAAUCAGGCUGUAGCCCGGAUUCCCAGCCUCAGCAACCGACUCAGCUAUGCUGUCCGUAAGGUCCAUACCAUUAAGGGUUUGAUGGCUCGAAAACUGUCGCUUGCCCAGCUGCGCCUGGAAAGCUAUCCCCCACCCCCACCCCCACCCUCACUGGAUGCAGACCUGAGCCUUGAGUUGGAACAGCUACGGGAAGAACGAAAUCGCUUGGAUGCAGAGCUGCAGCUGAGUGCCCACCUCAUCCAGCAAGAAGUGGGCCGGGCACGGGAGCAAGGGGAGGCAGAGCGCCGGCAGCUGAAUGAGGUGGCCCAGCAGCUGGAGCAGGAGCUGCGGCGCGCCCAGGAGUCCCUGGCCACUGUGGGGCAGCAGCUGGAGGCAGCCCGGCAGGGCCAGCAGGAGAGCACAGAGGAAGCCGCCAGCCUCCGGCAGGAGCUGACACAGCAGCAGCGGAUCUACGGGCAAGCCCUGCAAGAGAAGGUGACCGAGGUGGAAACGCGGCUGCGGGAGCAGCUCUCAGACACCAAGAGGAGACUGAACGAGGCUCGGAGGGAGCAGGCCAAGGCUGUGAUUUCCUUGCGCCAGAUCCAGCACAAAGCUGCUCGGGAGAAGGAGCGCAAUCAGGAGCUCAGGCGCCUGCAGGAUGAGGCCCGGAAGGAGGAAGGGCAGCGGCUGGCCCGGCGAGUGCAGGAGCUGGAGAGGGACAAGAACCUCAUGCUGGCCACCUUGAAGCAGGAGGGUCUCCUCUCCCGUUACAAGCAGCAGCGCCUGUUAGCCGUGCUUCCCUCGGGAAUGAAUAAGAAGUCGGCGGGGUGCAGCUCCCAGCUUGUAGGGUCCCCAGAUCCCGAGUCUCCAGCAGCUGCACCUUCCGGAGAAUCUGUGAAAGGGUCCCUGACUGUCCUGCUCGACAACCUGCAAGGCCUGAGCGAGGCCAUUUCCCGAGAGGAGGCUAUUUGCCAAGAAGACGUCCCGAGCACCACGUGCUGCCCUUCAGACCCCUGCUGCGGGGAGGAGCAGUGAAGCCAGCCUGGAGCUGGAUCCCCGGGAGUGGGCAGGGGCCAGCCUGACCUGUUUCCCAGCAAGCUUCGGGGCCCCAGCUCCCACCACGUCUAAAUUCUGCAAUAAAUAAAGAUGGCUGUAGCGGGGCGGAUGCUCGGAGUUGUCUGGACUCUCCCUGAAGCCAGCUCCUCCCGCCCGACCUUCCCGAGUGGCACCCCUUCCUAAUUGCUCCCAGGUUUGGGGUUUUUGUUUUGACUUUUGAGAGGGAGCUCACUACGUUUGUACACCA
Molecule: messenger RNA, 3286 nt
Organism: Chionomys nivalis (European snow vole)
Lineage: Eukaryota; Metazoa; Chordata; Mammalia; Rodentia; Cricetidae
Gene: Cchcr1
Product: coiled-coil alpha-helical rod protein 1
Exons: 18
Coding region: 406-3018 (870 amino acids)
Biological process (GO): cell differentiation; protein export from nucleus
Cellular component (GO): centriole
Source: RefSeq, a predicted model, not a curated record